UGGGCGCUCGUUCUGCUGUUGUAUCAUGGAAAUCCCCCAGUGUUGCGUUCAGCAGAUACAGAGUGACCUAUCAGACGGCAGGAGAGGAGGUCAAGGAGGUGAUUCUGGACUCCACGGUGACGGAGUACAAGCUGACUGGACUGUUCUCUAUGUCUAAGUACACGGUGCUGGUACAGGGAGAGAGAGAGGGGCAGUACACAUCUAUUGUCACCACUGAGUUUAUCACAGGAAAACUGCGCUUCCCAUUCCCCACGGAGUGUUCCCAGGAGCUGCUGAACGGAGCGCUCCAGUCAGGAGAGGUGGAUCUUUACCCAGAGGGCAAGAAGGGAAGGCAGUCAGAGUCUACUGUGACAUGGGAGACUGAGGGAGGAGGCUGGACGGUGUUCCAGAGGAGAAUGAAUGGGAAGACAGAUUUCUUCAGAACCUGGAGUGACUACACUAAUGGCUUUGGAAACCUUAGCGAGGACUUCUGGCUCGGUAAUGAGCUGCUUCACAACCUGACCAGCAUGGGCCCAGUGAGCCUGAGAGUGGACCUGCAUUCAGGCAACGAUACGGCCUACGCCCAUUACUCCAGCUUCACCAUCGACUCAGUGGACAAACACUACGCCAUCGAGGUGUCUGGAUACACCGGCACUGCAGGUGACUCCAUGAAGUACCACAACGGGCGCCCAUUCUCCACCAGAGACAAGGAACCCCUCCCCCUGGGCAUCCACUGUGCCAGGGCCUACAUGGGCGGCUGGUGGUACAAAAACUGCUACAAGACCAACCCUCAACGGCCUCUAUGGCACCAACAGCAACAACCAGAGAAUGAUAGAGGACUCUUCUUGUAUCUGUUCAAUUAUGGCAUCUGUGAGCGCAUGGACAGCACCAUUAAGGCCAUCUUCAUUUUGAAUUAA
Messenger RNA from Oncorhynchus keta (chum salmon), 896 nucleotides. RefSeq names its product tenascin-R-like. The record is from RefSeq and is a predicted model, not a curated record. Gene Ontology annotation, molecular function: protein binding. NCBI's taxonomy places the organism in Eukaryota, Metazoa, Chordata, Actinopteri, Salmoniformes, Salmonidae. The transcript has 7 exons. The annotation marks the transcript as partial.